UCAACUUGUGGUCGCGAGCGCAGGAAGCAGCUGACACACAUACACACACGCGCGCGCGCGCGCGACACGAGGACAAGAAAGAGCGAAGUUUGACGCAGAGUUGGCGAACUUAAUUCCCGAGCAGUACGUGUUUUUAGUUGUUGUUGUUCUUGUUUGGACCCGGUGUGAUGUCACUCCGGCGGGCCGGGCCGGUUCUCCUCCUGUGUGCGGCGGCGUUGUUGUCGGUGUCGCGCGCUCGCAGGAGUUCAGCGGAGCAGGAGGACGCGGAGGAGAAAAUCCGCAGCGCCAGAUGUACGUCCAGGUGUCUGACUCUGCACAUGACUCAGCUCACCGCCGCCUUCAGGCACCUCCAGAGUGACCAAGUUCUGGUUUGGUGUGACAACCACAGACGCUGUGCACAGUGCCUUCAGCCAUGCAAAGAACUGUGGGAAACAAACAAGGUGUCAUCACCAAAGUCCUGUGAGAAGCAGACAGAGUGUUUGACCAGCAGGGAGUUCCUGACCUCUUUGAGGAUGUCCCGUCAGGGUGAUUGCCCUCCGCCCCAGCGAGCCACCGGAUUUGCUGCAGCCUGCGUAGAGAGCUGUUCAUCAGACCAGCAUUGCUCCGCUCCACGGAAAUGCUGCUCCAACGGCUGUGGAGACACUUGCCAGAUCCCGACCAACUUAUAUAAAGGUGUACCUCUGAAGCCUCGCAGAGAGAUGAGUUUUGUGGAGGAUCCAGAAGGUCAAGUUAAGGUGUUUUGGGUGUCAAAGUUCAAUGUCAGCGUGGAGCCAGUUGUUUAUAUGUUCCAGGCCCGCUGGAACACUGGAAUUCACCCCAGUGAAGAUCACGCUUCUCCAUGGAUGACUCUUGCCAUGACUCUUUCUGAAGAUGUGGUUCUGUCAGAUCUAAGAUCUCAACGUUGGUACCAGUUCAGAGUAGCAGCCAUCAAUAGUCAUGGCACCAGAGGCUUCACCACACCAAGCAAACACUACAUCUCCAGCAAAGACCCCGCACCUCCAGAAGUGCCAGUAAAUAUCAGAGUCAGCAACCAGACUCUUGACUGGAUGGGUUCACUACCAGGGUCCCAAUUUUCAGAAUGGUCAGUAAACGGGGUCACCGUGGCGGUCUUGUUACGCUGGGAGCCCCCCAGGGAAGGCGACCUGCCAGUCCACAACUACAGAUUGAGCUUGAGCCCCCGAAAUUCACACACAGCGCACAAACAACUGCAUUCACUACGUAAACUCACACACGUGCACAACCACAUGCACGUACGACGUCCACACUCACGCACAUCGGAACAGGGCAGAAAGGAUGUCGGCAGCAGAGUGACUCAGGGGGCACAGUGUGAGCUGUGGCUGCAGGGUCUGCUGCCUGCAACCUCCUACGCCCUCUCUAUCCAGACGGUGGCCUACUGGGGUCAGAAGAGACUAAAGAGUCCCAAAGUACAAUUCGUUUUCACCACCAUUUCACAUACAGGAGAAGAUUUCUCCAAUGAGCUCCCUUCCUCCUCUUCCUCUUCCUCCUCUGCCCCUUCUUCUUCUGAUGCUACCCUUUCAUCCUCCUCCUCUCUCCCUCACCCGGAGUCCCCCCUGAACCCCGUAAAGCCCGAUAACCUGCGCCUGGAGGUCGCCGCUCCUCAUUAUCAUGACAAUCAGCUGCAAGUCAAAGUCUUCUGGAAGUGGCUGUACCAGACUCGGCAGAGACAACCUGGUUUGUAUGUCUUACGGUGGCGUCCUUAUUCCUGCACGUCUAAUGUCACGAACACAGAGAGAAAAACCAGCGUGCAGGGAACCCAUCACACCAUCACAGACUUGCUGUUUGCCUGUAAGUACCGGGUUGCCAUUGCAUUGAAGAGUGACCCAUCAUCAGAGGCUGUUGCUUGGGUUAUGACCCCAGCUUGCUCAUCUGUCAGAGUCAGAGCAGGCAAACCUUUACCCUGCAACACUGAGGAUGAGACAUCAGAGCGCCUCCUGACAGGCAGAAAGGUGAUACUGCGCCCCGAGAGGCUGACCGCAGACUUUCAACAAAUCAACGGGAGCCUGCUGGCUUCAUUUCGCUGGAGGAUGUCCCAGCAUGAAGCAGACCCCGCAGCCGUGGAAGGAUUCCAGUUCACCUGGACGCUCCAGUCAGGAGUUACAGCGGCAAAAGAAGAGCAGGAAGACACGCUCAUCUCUCAGACACAGACAAUCGCACCGUCCCAGAGGUCAGUGACAGUUCUUGGUCUCCAGGCUGACAGUAUCUACCAAAUCCAGCUCCAGGUGCUAACAGCAGGGGGCAGCAGCGGUGCCGCAGUCUUCAGAACUGUGCACACACCUGCUAUUAAUGCUACACUUUUAUAGGACAAAUAUCGACAGCUGAGACAUUCGCCUCCAAACCUGCCCUCGUCCCCUAUGUUCACUUCAUAGCCUCAAAAACACACCUCAGUGUGAAAAAUGUGACAUAAGCUGUAUGACUUUUUAAAAAUAUCUUCUGAUGUACAUGAGUGCGUUUCUGUUGUUCGUCAGUGGGGAAACCAUAUCGGAGGCAGCAACCGCAAACUAAAAUAUCAGGUUAAUAUUCAGUGUUCUGAUGGAAUAAAACUCCCAAUAUAUAUCAGUCAAAAAGCAGGAAACAAGCUGUUUUCAUGAAUGAAUUUGAAGAGGUGUACUUUAAAAUUUCACUUGAAUCAGCUUUAUUUCCAUCAGUCAUCUGUUGCUUCCAACAAUAUAGUUUUUUCCCUCAUGUGUUUAUUGCAUUACACAAACAAUUAUGAGACAAUGUUUCACAUAACUUAGUGUCAUAAGGUGUCAGUGCCAGAAACUCAGAAUUUUCUUUAAAUAGUUUUUUUUUUUUUUUGCCAGAACAUUUUAAGACUUUUCUCUGGUUGCCAAUAAUGGCUACAACACUUCCAACAAUAGAUAAUUAGACUUCCAUCAUAAUAAAUGCA
Molecule: messenger RNA, 2908 nt
Organism: Thalassophryne amazonica
Lineage: Eukaryota; Metazoa; Chordata; Actinopteri; Batrachoidiformes; Batrachoididae
Gene: anos1b
Product: anosmin 1b
Exons: 15
Coding region: 168-2321 (717 amino acids)
Biological process (GO): neuron differentiation
Cellular component (GO): extracellular region; cell surface
Molecular function (GO): protein binding; peptidase inhibitor activity
Source: RefSeq, a predicted model, not a curated record